AUGGCUCAACAAAAUGCAUGGGAAACCAAAUUCAACGAACUAUUUUCUGAGCUGAAUGACCCGUGGAAUUUGGAAAUAGUAAGCAAUGUAGUGCAGGAAAGCGGAUGGCUACAAAUGCAAUACACUGGAAAAGCAACGUUUGAAUGUAGCACAGCCACAUGCAACAACAGAUGGACAUCCAUUAAUGCUGGAGCUAGAAUCUACUAUCGCCAAUUCGGUUCCAACACUGGACAACAAUCACAACAUGGGAAAGUAAAACUGUUUCUGGGUGGACAAAAAUGUUUGAAAUGCAACGGCGUAUUCGAAAAUGCAAUGUGGCACAACUUAUACAUAGAACGUGCGAUUACAAAACUGCUGAAUAAAGUAAAGCAAAAGUUCUAUGGUUUGAACGUUCCCACCAGUACAACAGGAAACGCAUAUGUCCAAGCAGAUAUGUCCGCCCCUCACCAAACCGGUCUUUGUGAAUUUUGUGCGAUGGGAAUAUGCCAGCAUGGUCAACAGAAUGAUAUUGACAGCAUCGCAAGUCAGUUCGGACACCUCGACGUCAAUGAUGACUACGAUGACGUGUGGGAUCAUGACUACGAUGACGUGUCGGAUGAUGACCACGAUGACGUGUUGGAUGGCGACUACGAUGACGUGUCGGAUGACGACUACGAUGACGUGUGGGAUCAUGACUACUACGAUCAGUACGAUGUUUACCACAAUUAUUAG
Molecule: messenger RNA, 711 nt
Organism: Paramuricea clavata
Lineage: Eukaryota; Metazoa; Cnidaria; Anthozoa; Malacalcyonacea; Plexauridae
Source: the annotation of a GenBank genome assembly